AUGCGUGAAAUAAGUGAAUCCUCUAUAUUUCAUGGAUCUUGGUUUUCACAUGACCUUGGUCUCCUUGCAAACAGCCGUUAUGAAUUAGCAGGGAAGCUUGUUGCUUGGAGCAUCCUGCAUAGGGGAAGCGGCCCACGUUGUUUAUCAUCAGUUGAUUAUGAUCUGCAGCAAUCUGUUCAGGUUACUUUUGUAAAUGGUAUCAAUGCUGUUAAUGAUGUGGAAAUGAAAAGCAUGUUGCAAGAAUUCAUGAAUAGCUCAUCCGAGGAUACCUUCACUUCAUUGGUCAACUAGCAUGGUGGAAAAAUUGCAGAAUCUGGUUAUCCAAAAAUCUAUCGUUGCAAUUUAUCAAAUGAAAGUGAAAUGAUUGAGUCAUUGUUGAAACAACAUUUCGUUUAUGAAGUCCUUGCAGAGGUGUCACAAUUCUUCAAUGGAUUAAAUUCCAUUGGUCAGCUUGGUGAUAGGAUUUUACAAAACAAGCAAUUGUUUGAUUUGACCUUGGGUAACCAACAUCCAUCUUUAACGAAAUCAUCAUUCAUGACAUUGUACAAGAUCAACCGCUCAGAAGAAGAGUCCAACCAAAGCAGCAAGGAGGAUA
Molecule: messenger RNA, 595 nt
Organism: Paramuricea clavata
Lineage: Eukaryota; Metazoa; Cnidaria; Anthozoa; Malacalcyonacea; Plexauridae
Source: the annotation of a GenBank genome assembly